GUAAUGACUGAGGGAUAGAGCAGCCACACAUAGGUGUGCAGUAGCUGGACACACAGGGGACACCUCCAGGUCCGGCAUCACGGAUAGGGGGGCAAGUGCUCACACCUCUGCAGGGCGGCAGGAAAGUUUUAUGUCUGGCAGAGGCGGGGUGAGACAGGGGGCAGCAGCGGGACAGGGAGGAGAGAGGAGCGGAGGCUGCUGCUGUGUGCAGGAGACAGGGGAGGCUGCUGCUGCUGCUGUACACCUGUGUGUGUGUGUGUAUGUAACAUCUGGUCAGUGUCAGGAUGUGGUCACUGGGGGACUGAGCGCUGUGUGUGCUGUUGGCCACUGACUGUGAUAUAGGCUGUGCUGUGAGUGUGAUAUAGGCUGUUGGGUGUACUGUCUGCUGGGUACAGAAGUGAUAUAGGCUGUGCUCUGUGAUUACCUGUAGGCUGCGUGCACUGCUGCUGCACGGAGUGUGAUAUAGGCUGUGUGCUGUGAUAUAAGCUGUGUGUGUGAUAUAAACUGUGUGUGUGAUAUAGGCUGUGUGUGUGAUAUAAGCUGUGUGUGUGAUAUAGGCUGUGUGCACUACUGCUGGGGCACCGACAUCUCAUGACAGGGGCUGGUAGUUAGCAGGCGCACACAGCCAGCAGCAGCAGCAGCUAGAUACGGGCGGGCAGGGUGUGAGUGAGCGGUGUAUGUAGUAUAUACGGGGAGUGUGUGUGUGAGGGCAGCGGGCUGGGAGCAGCCGGCCGGCAGCAGCAGCAGGGUGACCGCACUCCUCCUGUGACUUUCCCCCGGCACGGUGUGCCGCUGCCCCCUCCCCCGUCCUCCGAGCGGCAGUAAGUAUGAGGCUGAAGCCCGGCUUCCUCCUGCGCAGCCUGCUGGUGCUGGCCACUUUCCUGGCGCUGCUCAUCCUCUGGUCCUCGCUGUCCUCCGGCCGGAGCGAGCCGCACUCCCAGCUGGCGGCCCGGGAAGAAAAUGCAAAUCUCCUUCAGCCUGGUAAAUUAGAAAAUAACAUUGUUCCCAAAAAUGAAUUCCAACCAGUGGUUGUUUGGCCCCAUGUUGAGGGUGUAGAGGUAGACCUCGAGUCUAUCCGCAGGAAAAAUAAGGUCCAAAAUGAGCAAGAUCGUUUGGAUGGGAAGGCUAAUAAUCAGAAGAACGUUGUGCAACGAGAGUUUCUUACUUUUAAACCUCAGAAACAUGUGUAUCCAGAACCAGUGGUUCGUUCUGGAGUCCUGGGAAAUUUUGAACCCAAAGAACCAGAGCCUCAAGGUGUGGUCGGAGGCCCGGGAGAGGAAGGAAAGCCAUUUAUUUUGGGUUCUGACUACAAGGAAUCUGUCCAGGCCAGCAUUAAAGAAUUUGGAUUUAACAUGGUUGCCAGUGACAUGAUCUCAUUAGAUCGAACAAUUAAUGACCUGCGUCAUGAAGAGUGCAAGUAUUGGCAUUACGAUGAAAACCUACUCACAUCCAGUGUGAUCAUUGUGUUCCAUAAUGAAGGCUGGUCUACACUCAUGAGGACAGUUCACAGUGUUAUUAAAAGAACCCCUAGGAAAUACCUGGCUGAGAUUGUCAUGAUAGAUGACUAUAGUAAUAAAGAGCAUUUAAAGGGAAGGCUGGAAAAUUAUGUCAAGCAAUGGAACGGUCUUGUCAAAGUAUUUAGAAAUGAACGUAGAGAGGGACUGAUACAAGCAAGAAGCAUUGGAGCACAGAAAGCUAAAUUGGGACAGGUGUUAAUUUAUUUAGAUGCACACUGUGAAGUAGGGAUUAACUGGUAUGCACCAUUAGUAUCUCCCAUCACCAAAGACAGAACUGCUUGUACUGUUCCUCUAAUAGAUUACAUUGAUGGCAAUAUUUAUACCAUUGAACCCCAGCAAGGUGGGGAUAGCGAUGGUUUUGCUCGAGGGGCCUGGGACUGGAGCAUGUUAUGGAAACGAAUUCCAUUAGGCGACAGAGAAAAAGCCAAACGAAAGCAUAAAACCGAACCUUAUUGGUCCCCUGCCAUGGCUGGAGGAUUGUUUGCUAUUGAGCGAGAUUAUUUCUUUGAGUUAGGUCUUUAUGAUCCAGGGCUUCAGAUCUGGGGAGGAGAGAACUUUGAAAUCUCUUACAAGAUCUGGCAAUGUGGCGGAAAGUUAUUAUUUACACCCUGUUCACGUGUAGGACAUAUUUAUCGUCUACAUGGGUGGCAAGGAAACCCACCUCCGGUCUAUGUGGGAUCAUCACCAACACUGAAGAACUAUGUUCGUGUUGUGGAAGUCUGGUGGGAUGAAUACAGAGACUACUUCUACGCCAGCCGCCCUGAAACCAAAGCCCUUGCCUAUGGGGACAUUAGUGAGCUGAAGAAAUUCAGAGAGGACCACAACUGCAAAAGUUUUAAAUGGUUCAUGGAGGAAAUAGCGUACGACAUCCCUGAACACUAUCCACUGCCACCCAAAAAUUUGGAGUGGGGAGAGAUACGAGGCUUGGAGUCCAGCUACUGCAUAGACAGUAUGGGUCAUACAAAUGGAGGUCUUGUAGAACUUGGGCCUUGUCACCGAAUGGGUGGAAACCAGCUUUUCCGAAUUAAUGAAGCGAAUCAGCUGAUGCAGUAUGACCAGUGUCUGACUAAAUCACAGGAUGGCUCAAAAGUCAUGAUCACACAUUGUAAUUUAAAUGAAUACAAGGAAUGGCAGUACUUUAAGAACUUACACCGAUUCACCUACAUUCCGUCUGGAAAAUGCCUGGAUCGUUCUGAGGUUCUUCACCAAGUGUUAUUGUCAGACUGCGACUCCAACAGAUCAUCACAGAAGUGGGAAAUGAACAACAUUCUUGGUGUAUAAAACGUAACAACAACACACAGAGAUUUCCAUGGCUGAAGACAGCCUCAAACCUGCUGCAAUUAAAAACUCUGUACAGUCAACACCCUUCUCGACUUAAUGAAGGAUAAUGAAGACCUACAAGUAGAACUGGGUCAUCCUGCAGUUAAUGUUUACAAGACUGCUUUCACCUUAAACUUUUUACAUGUUUACAACAUCUUGAUUCAAGGUGUUUGUAAAAGUGCUUCUAGCUCUUGUUUGUAGGAACAAAGCUAAAGACGAUAUUUUUGGGAUUAUACUCAGGGGUUGGAAGGUAGUUUUUAAUACACACUUGAAAAUCAUUUGAUUAGUCAGAUAAUUAUGUUUCUUGGUGAUAAACUAGAGCUCCAUUCGAUUUCCAAUUUAUUUUAUUCAAAGCACUGCCACGAUGUAUUUUAGCAAUGGUGGCCUUUGUCCGUGCUGCUGUUUUGGAUGGGAAAAUAUGAAAUAGUGCCUCUUUAAUUUUUUAUUUUUUUCAUAUUCUAGAUCUAUAUGAUGUGUAUAAUAGGUGCAAGAACAAUAGGAUGUAUUUGACCGGAUGCACAGAGAGUAUCAAAUAAGGAGAAUCCUUUUAACUGCUCAUUGCACAGUAAUGAGGCUACAAUUAUUAGUGAAGUUUGUGAGCUCCCACUGCUUCGUGGGUACAGAUGCAAAGUUUUUUUCAGACUUGUUUAAACUUCAUCCUCUAAA
Molecule: messenger RNA, 3503 nt
Organism: Pseudophryne corroboree (corroboree frog)
Lineage: Eukaryota; Metazoa; Chordata; Amphibia; Anura; Myobatrachidae
Gene: GALNT7
Product: polypeptide N-acetylgalactosaminyltransferase 7
Exons: 12
Coding region: 828-2798 (656 amino acids)
Biological process (GO): protein O-linked glycosylation
Cellular component (GO): Golgi apparatus
Molecular function (GO): polypeptide N-acetylgalactosaminyltransferase activity
Source: RefSeq, a predicted model, not a curated record